Messenger RNA from Medioppia subpectinata, 1707 nucleotides. Lineage: Eukaryota; Metazoa; Arthropoda; Arachnida; Sarcoptiformes; Oppiidae. The record is from the annotation of a GenBank genome assembly.
AUGUGGGAACCGCCGGCGCAACUAUGCGGCGAACCCGUCAGCCAGUAUACCAUAGAAAGGCUUUACGAGGGACCGGGCCGUGAGUGGCACGCCAUCGGCCAGACGCCCAAAACGGCGGUCAAAAUCAAGAGUUUGGACCCACAGAGCAGAGUCCUCUUUCGGGUCAAAGCGGUCAACCCGUACGGCGAGUCCGACCCACUGGUGUCCGACUGGAUCGGUGGCGACAAACCACCCGUUACUGCCCCCACACCUAAGGACUGCGAUAUUAAUGUCCGUUUGGAUGGUGUGAUUGAACCGAAAAAGUUUGGCAAACACUCCGUACAGCUCGAGUGGCAAAGGGCUAGAGAUCCCAAUGUUGUAUAUAAGAUCGAGAAAUGGGACGACUCGUUGACCCGGUGGGAGCCCUACGCGAGCACCGGCAACAACUACGUGAUCGUCGACGCGCGCCACUACCUGUCGGGCAAACGGCUCCGGGUGUACGCGUCGAACGGCGAGUGCCAAUCCAUACCAUUGGAGUUCAAACUGUUGGCCCAAACGGACGCCAAGGGUGAGCCCCAAUUGGGCCCGUUGGAGGUGAGCCAGGGCGAUUUGCACAGCCACAAAAUAUCGUUACAGCCCAUACACUCGCUGUCGGGCAUAUGGCAAGUGAUGGACAAGGGCAACGACACAAACUCGCCCACACCCUCGCCCGGCCACCAGAGCCCACCCCACCCGACAGGCGGUCGGUUUGCGCUGAGAAUAUCCGACGGCGGCGGCGAUGGCCAGCGGCCGAACCCAUCGGCGCUGGCCGUGAGUCCGCCCGAUAAGCAGCAAAUUAGCGAUGACGAUGAGGAUACGCCACUGGUGUUGCCCCCACUCCGACGCGUGCCACAGAGCGACUGGCGUCGACAGUCCAAAAACAACAAUAAGUAUAUACCGUAUAAUUACACGCAAGUGAUGAGCGAAAGAUAUCCGUCGCUCAGACCGAUCUCAUCGGUAAAGCCGAAGUUGUUGUGUCCGCCAAAGGUUACGGCUUUUCACAAUAUACUCAACACUACCGGCGCUGGCAUUCAGAUAAUGUGGACUCCCGUCAAGACCUAUGAUGGCCUUCACCUGCAUUAUAAGGUGGAGAAGUUGGUGUCAACCAUGACCAAUAAAUGGACAAUCGUGGCCAACACUACGGAUACUAGCCAUUGGGUGACAGGAUUACCAUGUUUUUCGGGCCAUAAGUUCCGGGUCAGCGUUAUGAACACAGUCUGUUCGUCGGAACCGCUCGUCUCGGCGACCAUUUAUACAAAUAAAGACCGACCGUCGGCGCCGGUCGGACCCUUUGAGACGUUUAACGUUACCAACAAACCGAAUCAGUUAAUAAUCCUAUGGAAACCCCCGGAGCGACUGUGCGGCGGACCCCUCAGCCACUACACCAUUGAAAAGCUAUUGGAGGGUUUGGGCCGCAAAUGGCAGACCAUUGGCCACACGUCUAAACUUAUCAUCAAAAUCAAGAGUCUGAACGCUCAGAACAGAGUCCGCUUUCGGGUCAAAGCGGUCAACCCGUACGGCGAGUCCGAGCCCCUCGUGUCCGACUGGAUCGGUGGCAACAAACCACUCGUUAACACUCCUACACACGUUAUCACCCCUACCGGCGGCGAUAGUAAGCGCACGAACCCGACUGUCCAAUCAGGACUGCCCCGCAGUCCUGUCUGGCGCCGUCUGUCUAAGCCUAGCGAU